Messenger RNA from Nematocida minor, 1233 nucleotides. RefSeq names its product peptide chain release factor subunit 1. Gene Ontology annotation, biological process: cytoplasmic translational termination. The transcript has a single exon. Bases 1 to 1233 code for a protein of 410 amino acids. Gene Ontology annotation, molecular function: translation release factor activity, codon specific; sequence-specific mRNA binding. The record is from RefSeq and is a predicted model, not a curated record. Lineage: Eukaryota; Fungi; Microsporidia. Gene Ontology annotation, cellular component: translation release factor complex; cytosol.
AUGGAAAAAGACCAGCAGACAGCCGAGCAGCUGGAAGUGGAAAGAUGGAAGAUGAAGAAGCUUCUGAAGUACCUGCAGAACGCGCGAGGAAACGGAACUUCAAUGAUAUCUCUGAUUCUUCCGCCCAAGGACCAGGUCUCCCGUGCUAACAAGCUCCUGGUGGAGGAGUACGGAACAGCUUCAAACAUUAAAAGCAGAGUGAACAGACUGAGCGUCCUCGGCGCCAUCACAUCAGCACAGCAGAGACUGAAGCUCAUCCCAAGAGUGCCAGAGAAUGGCCUUGCUCUUUACACAGGAACCAUCCUCGAAGACUCGGGGAAAGAGAAGAAAGUGUGUUUUGACAUUGAGCCCAUGAAGCCAAUAAACACGUCGCUCUAUCUGUGUGACAGCAAGUUCCACGUGGAGGACUUGAUAAACUCCCUCGAAGAUGACUACAAAUUUGGGUUUAUCAUUAUGGAUGGACACGGAUCGCUAUUUGCCGUUCUAUCCGGAAACUCAAAAGAGAUAAAACAGAAUAUAUCGGUGGAUCUGCCAAAGAAGCACGGGCGAGGAGGACAGUCUUCAGUGCGAUUUGCCAGACUGAGGAUGGAAAAGAGACACAACUAUCUCAGAAGAGUGAGCGAGAUUGCAACGCAGGUUUUUAUCACAAACAACAAGCCGAACAUACACGGACUGAUACUUGCAGGAUGCGCUGACUUCAAAUCAGAUCUGUACCAGUCGGACUUUUUCGACCAAAGACUGAAGCCAAAGGUAGCCAAGAUAAUAGACGUAGCAUACGGCGGUGAAAACGGGCUAAACCAGGCAAUAGAGCAGUCUGAAGAAGUUCUGCAGAACCUGAAACUCGUGAGCGAGAAAAAGACGAUCAAGCUCUUCUUUGAUGAGGUUGUAUCUGGAUCAGGGAAGGUGUGUUUUGGUGUGGAGGAGACAAUGGCGUGUCUGGAAAUGGGGUGCAUGGAAGUCCUGAUCAUUGACGAAUCAUCGAACAUUAGAAGAACGGAAAUAGAUGAGAAAGUAACGUACUCCGAAGGGGGAGACGGCGAGCUAUUAACAGACUGGCUGGCUGAGAACUACCGUAAAGUAAACUGCAAUGUCGUUUUUAUCUCUGAUAAGAGCCAGGAGGGAACACAGUUCAUCUCUGCUUUCAGCGGAAUAGGGGGCAUUCUUAGAUACAAAAUGGAAAUGGGAGAUAACGAGUCCGAGGUAGAAGACUUUUCAGAUGCAGAUAUUUUUUAG